AUGUUUCUGUAUGAGAAAUUCGAUCAUUCCUUCCAUUUUCCACAGAAGGAACAGAAACCAUUUCUAUUUCUUUUGGUUUUUGCGUUUGUACGAAGCAGUAAACAACUUUUGGCUCAUGAUCUUGAUAAAGAACGUGGAAUUCCAAUUGAUGAUUACAAGUUCAUCAAGUUUCAUAUGUCUAAUCAUAUAUCGAAACUGGCACAACACAUAAAGAUUAGGCAAAGAGUUAUUGCAACUGCAGUAACGUAUAUGCGUCGCGUUUACACAAGAAAGAGUUUGUCGGAAUACGAGCCUCGGCUUGUUGCUCCCACCUGCUUGUAUUUGGCUUGCAAAGCAGAAGAGAGUGUGGUGCAUGCCAAACUUCUUGUCUUCUACAUGAAAAAACUUUAUGCUGAUGAAAAGUUUAGAUAUGAGAUCAAAGAUAUUCUGGAAAUGGAGAUGAAGGUCUUGGAAGCUUUGAACUUCUAUCUUGUUGUAUUCCACCCAUACCGAUCUCUUCACUGA
Arabidopsis lyrata subsp. lyrata is the source of this 504-nucleotide messenger RNA. RefSeq names its product cyclin-C1-2. Lineage: Eukaryota; Viridiplantae; Streptophyta; Magnoliopsida; Brassicales; Brassicaceae. The transcript has 6 exons. Gene Ontology annotation, cellular component: mediator complex; nucleus. Gene Ontology annotation, molecular function: cyclin-dependent protein serine/threonine kinase regulator activity. Gene Ontology annotation, biological process: positive regulation of transcription by RNA polymerase II. The record is from RefSeq and is a predicted model, not a curated record. Bases 1 to 504 code for a protein of 167 amino acids.